Messenger RNA from Linum trigynum, 342 nucleotides. The record is from the annotation of a GenBank genome assembly. Lineage: Eukaryota; Viridiplantae; Streptophyta; Magnoliopsida; Malpighiales; Linaceae.
AUGAGGGUUUGUUUUGUUGUCGAGAUGCCUGGGAAUGUGCCUCGGGUGGAUGGGCAGCUGGCAAUGUCUAGGGCUUUUGGAGAUGAUGCAAAGCUGAAGGAUCACAUCUCUUCAGAGCCCGAUCUAAAGAUUGUUACCAUCGAUUGUGAUGACACGGACUUCAUCAUUCUGGCCAGUGAUGGCCUCUGGAAGGUGGGUGGGCAGGUUAUGUCGAACCAGGACGCAUGCGACUACAUCAGAGGUGUGGAGGAUCCAAAGGAAGCAGCCAAGACUUUGAUUGCAGAAGCUUUAGCAAGAGGCAGCAAAGAUGAUAUUUCAUGCAUUGUUGUGAUGAUCGACUAG